This is a messenger RNA of Cloeon dipterum, 2361 nucleotides long. RefSeq lists its product as uncharacterized. Lineage: Eukaryota; Metazoa; Arthropoda; Insecta; Ephemeroptera; Baetidae. The transcript is spliced from 4 exons. The record is from RefSeq and is a predicted model, not a curated record. Bases 124 to 2358 code for a protein of 744 amino acids.
GGCCAACGAAAAAUUUUCUUUGUUUUUUCCGUCAUUCAUUGAUUUGAUUACAUAUUGAACUGACCACUGAAAUAAUCAAUAAACGCAUUAAGAAGUUCAAGUGAGUUUCCGUCUCAUGAAACCAUGAGUGAACAAUUUGCUUCAAGUCAACCUAUGAAUGAAGCUUCCUCCUCAUCGGAUGAUGAAAUUCUACAUGAAUGUACGACUAGUGUGGAGGAAGUAUCAGAUUUUCAACUGGCGGCUCUGAAAUUCCUAGUUCGCCUGGAGGACCAGUUCCAUAUGAGUCAGUCUGGUGUUCCAUACGUUUGCUCCAAAAUGCAAGAACUCCUGGAGCACUACAAGAAGUCUGAUGAACACGGUAGUCAACGAGUAAUUUUAGAAAGACUUAACUCCGAGAGAAAAUUGCGGAAGCAGCUGGAACAACAUUGCUCUUUUGUUCGUCCUAUCAAAACUCCUGUUGGUUCUUCCUUCGAAGAAGAUACAAGACCUGGGCAAGAAAACGUUUCUAAGACUGAGAGCUACUGCAUGGUCGUACCUUUGAAACAGAGCCUAGAACAACUGUUCAAGAACAGAGAAGUGAAUGAAAUGAUUUUUCCAACAGAUGACCCUGGAAAGAAACCAGGAUACCUAUGUUCGUCCCUGGACGGUGAAAUCGCUAUGAAGCAUGCAAUCCAUAAGGUGUCUAACAAACCACUUUUUUUCCAAAUCUACACUGAUGAUUGUGAAUUCGUAAACCCGUUAGGGUCCCACGUUAAAGUUCAUAAAAUGACGAUUGUGUACUGGUCACUCUUAAAUCUUCCCCCACAUGUACGAUCAAGCCUGAAGCAGAUAUUUCUUGUGGGUAUUGCUUAUCAAACAGACAUUAAACAUUACGGCUUCUCCACUCUCCUAGAAGACUUCUUCGACACAAUUUUAGUACUCGAGUCUCAUUCUGGCCUUUCACUAAGUGUCGGAGGAAAAGAAAUGGUUAUACAUGGCACCCUUCUAAAUUUUGCUGGUGAUGGACUUGCUCUCAACUUAGUGGGGGGCUUUAAAGAAUCUUUUGGAUUUGCGUCCCACCCUUGCAGAAACUGUAUCAUUUCAAGAGCAGAUAUGAACUUACUGCAUCUUGAAUGUGAAAUGCCCCUGCGUAACGCAUUGCAACAUAAAGCUGUUUUAGAACAGUUACAUUGUCCUAACCUUACACAAAAAGAAAAAGCAACAAUUAGCACUCAGUCUGGAGUGGUAUGCAGGUCAGUUUUGUACCAAAUUCCAUCAUUUGAUAUCACCAGCUGCCUUCCGCAAGACACCAUGCAUAAUAUUCUUGAGGGAUCCCUUGAUUUAGAAAUGAAAGAGAUGCUCAACUUUUUAAUCGAGGUACAAAAAAUCAUGACCUAUGAGGAUUUAAAUGAAAGAAUUCAAAAAUUCAAUUACCCUAAUUGCUUUAAAGAUGCUAUGCCUUCUUUGAUUGAACGCCAUCAUGUUGUAGAUGGCAAUUUGCGCCAAAGCGCAGCUCAGACCAUUACCCUGCUUUUUGUGCUUCCCUUCAUUUUAGCCCCAUAUUUGGAUGAUGAGAACAUACAUUUCAAAAAUUUCCUUUUGCUCUGUCAGAUUACGAAUGUCAUGUUGUCGUUUGAAGUAAAAAUUUCAAGCAUCGCCUACCUCAAAAAUUUAAUCAUGGUUCACAAUGCCAGGUAUUAUGACCUCUAUAAGAACAUUACCCCAAAAAUGCAUUUCCUCACGCAUGCACCAACUGUUCUGACUAAUUUUGGACCCUCAAGAGAAACAUGGACCAUGAGAUAUGAAGGAAGACAUGCUUUUUUGGGACAGGCUACACUAAACUGUAGAAACUUCAAAAACUUGCCAUACACACUGGCUUACAAAUUUCAAGUUAGGAAGUGUGUUGAUUUCGAAUUUGGUGACGAAGCCGCAAAGGUUUUAGGCGCAAAUACAUUCAAAUAUAAACUUGGAAAUUUGGUUGACAAAAGAUUAAUAAAAAUGGGUCUUGCAGUUGGAAGACUCUUAGACAUUGCCUCAGACGAAAAAUUCUUGCAAAGUGCUGUGUCAGUAACAUACAAAAAUUUUUUUUUUGAGCAAAAUGUUGUAGUGCUGCUUGAACAUGAACCUGAAUUGUUCCCCCAGUUCGCAUUAAUCGCUGCUAUGUUCGUCUUAAAUGACCGUUGCGUGUUUGUAUUAAACAAUUUAGAGACUAUAACUUUUGACAACAUGAGGAAUGCUUUUGAAGUGAAAGAAACCAACUUGUUUCAUUGUAAGGUUUUGAAAGAAUUGUCUGUUCAGCAACCUUUUCCUCUGUUCCUUGUCCAUGGAAAGCGUUAUGUUGUUUUAAAAUUUUAUGACCAUUGUGAAUUUGUUGGUUAAAUC